AUGAAUUCUCAAGCACAAUUUAGAUAGGACAACAAAAUGUAGAUUCAUUUUUCUCGACCUUCAUCUAGAAAUAAUAGUUUUCUACCUGAAAUUGUUUAGACACCAUCCUAUAAUUAAUUUCAAAAACAGUAAAGCAACUCAAUCUUCAACUCUUCAAAAGGAAUGGAUUAGCUUAACUUAUUCAAAAUUUCUUAGACCGAAUCAAAUAUAGAUCAGAUAACUUCACGUACAGAAAUAUAACGUAAAGAACUUAUUAGAGAAAUAUUUAGAUAGGAUAAGAAACAUAUAGCACUUAAACCAUUAAUUAAAUAAUAAGAAUCUACUCAUAGAAAUAGAUUAAGAAGAGAUGAUCAAAUAGAAGAUUAACAAAUAUAAUUAAAAAGCAUUCUUAAAAGAAAAAGCUCUAACAGUAGAGAACAUGCUGAUAUUUUUGAUUUCUUUGAAUAAGAUAAUUAGGAUUUAAAAUAAUAAUAAUAAAAACCAAUUUUCAAUAGACUAAAACAUAGUAAAUAGGUAUCUCUUCAACCAAUAGAAAAGGAUGACUAUUCACCUCCAUUAUAUAAUCCAGGAAAGAAAAUAGUUUCUUUUAAUAAAUAAAUUUAAAUUAAAGUAAUUGAUCCAAAUGAGGAAAAACCAAAAUCUAAUUAAAAAACAUUUAGAAGAAUGUACACAGUUGCAGAUCUUUUAGAUAAAUCAUGA
This is a messenger RNA of Paramecium pentaurelia, 699 nucleotides long. The record is from the annotation of a GenBank genome assembly. Lineage: Eukaryota; Ciliophora; Oligohymenophorea; Peniculida; Parameciidae.